Aureobasidium subglaciale EXF-2481 is the source of this 686-nucleotide messenger RNA. RefSeq lists its product as uncharacterized. NCBI's taxonomy places the organism in Eukaryota, Fungi, Ascomycota, Dothideomycetes, Dothideales, Saccotheciaceae. The transcript has 2 exons. Bases 33 to 575 code for a protein of 180 amino acids. The record is from RefSeq and is a predicted model, not a curated record.
AAGAAGUCAAGUACGAGAAUCGGCCUUUGAGGAUGAAUCUCACGCUGGUAGACCGCUCGACCCGUGGGGACAACAUCACCAACUAUUGUAGAAAGCGCGACAGUCUAAAGAAACUCUCACCACUCUCAAAUGCGCUCCAAGUCAAGGUCUGUCCGUGCGCCGUGGACACGACUGCUUCAAAGUCCCACAACAUCGACCGGGAGCAGUCAACCAUGAUCUCCAGCAGGACGUUCCCAGCGGCUUUUGGUCAGACAAAGUCCUACUCUGCCACCAACGACGUCUCGGGCUCGCGCAAGCCUCAGCCAACAUCUACUCAGCCGGAACCACUCCAUCCAAGUCUGAAGGCUGUGCAGUAUCCUGACAGUAUGAAACAUCUGCCCCGUCUCACGCCACAGUCUUUUCGCCAACAGUUUCGCGAUCAGGGACUUGAAGGAAUCUUUGUGGAUUUUGUUAGUCUCGAUAGUCUUGGUGGAGAUCCCGGUAACAGAUUGAGAGAGCAUUUGAAGAAAAGUGGUAUGGCUAGAUACGUUGAUGGGGUUGUCCCAGGUGAUGGUGGAUUUGGGCUGAGAAAUUGAGGAAAGAGACGAGAAGGAAUGAUUUAGCGUGAUCAGUGUGUUCGUAUGAUGCGAGCAUUGAGGAAAUUUGAGUAUCAUGUUAGGCCAAACUCGAAACUUGGACGUGUACGG